Molecule: messenger RNA, 2271 nt
Organism: Dunckerocampus dactyliophorus (ringed pipefish)
Lineage: Eukaryota; Metazoa; Chordata; Actinopteri; Syngnathiformes; Syngnathidae
Product: schwannomin-interacting protein 1
Exons: 7
Coding region: 379-1236 (285 amino acids)
Biological process (GO): positive regulation of hippo signaling
Cellular component (GO): plasma membrane; cell junction
Source: RefSeq, a predicted model, not a curated record
UUGCCUGUUUGUUUCUUUGCGUGGAAUUCCUGAAGAUUGUUGAAUCCUUUGUGGGAAUUGUUUGCACGACGGGUGAGGAAUUCCAAGCCAAACCACCCCGACACCCAACAACUCGGCCUUUAAAGCAGACCGAGUCGCAAGGAAUUAGCGCAUUUUGGGCGACAGCGACACCCUUUUAGUGGGUAAAAGAUAAAAGUCUCAGAUGUGAGUGAAGAAGAAGGAGGAGGAAUAUGAUGAGGAGCUGAACUACAGUAUGUGGCAAAAGUAUUCAAGAAUACUGAAGUAUCGCGCUGAAAGUGAGGAAAAGAAGCUUAUCGUGUGCUGUAGAUGGACGCAGUGAUGAUGCUUUGCUGCUGUUCCUCCUGUCUAGACUGAGCGAUGGAGGGCGAGAAGGAGAGGCAGAGGCAGCAGGGCGAGGAGAAGGAGAGCAACGAAGCCGACGACGGCAUGAGGAGCGACGAUGAUGCCGCUGACAACGACGACGAGGAUUCGGAGGGCGCAGCGCUGGUUUGGCAGGAAGGCUACGGCGAGGACAACCUGGGACUUCCCAUCAUGCACUGGGAGGCGCUCAGCCUGCGCAUCGCUGAGCUGGAGAAACAGGAGGAGGAGAAGAAAGAGAAGAUGGCAAAGAGUCGGGCGUCUCUGGAGCGAGGCCGAGCGCCGGUCAGCUGGACAGGAGAACGAGGGAGGCGAAGAGAAAGCUGGGAUGAUGAUGACGACGACGACAACGACGACGAAGCCUGCAACAGUCACAUGACGGCCCUGAGCUCACGGCUGCAGACGCAGAUGAACCUGCAGCUGUGCUUCAUCAAUGACAGCGAAAGUGAGGAAGAAGACGAGGAGAAGGAAGAUGACGUCAGCAAGAAGAGAGGAACCAUUCCUGUUCAUAAGAACCCUCAGCCUGCAGCCAAGCCGGAGAAAACCAAAUCCAGAGGCUUCCGGAACACUUGGAGGAAGUUGCGAGACAGACUGAGAGCAGACCACAAGCCACUGAAGCCAGCCACCAGCGAUCCCAUCGUCCAGCGGAGACACUUGGAGCGCAGUGAUUUACAGAACUUCACCAUGAAGGAGCUCAAUGCUCUGUGUUCCUCCCUCAGGCAAACUAUACAAGACUUAAGCACCGAGCUGGUGGGCCGCCUCCAGAUCCGGGACCAGCUGAGAACGGAGCAGGACGCCAUGUUGCUGGAGGUUCAGGACCUGACCUCCCUGGGAACACUGCUAAGCAGUCCCAGCUGAGGGUAACACCUUGACAACAUUGUGAGUGUGCUGCUUUGGGCAAACAUCUCGGUGGGAGCUGUGGUCCACCCCUUGUCACACAUGGACCUUUUUUUUUUUUUUUUUUUUUUUUGCACACCUUUUUUUCAGUGACGAUACAAAAACACCACUUGUGCUAAUGACGACUUUUUUUGUCUUUUUCAUGUUGGCACAGACACAUCAUCAGUUGGAACUAAGGGAAUUCGUUACCAAUCAAAAGUGAUUGUAUAGUAGUAGUUUUAAAAUGUUUUUAAAUAUAAAAGGGAAGUCUUUUUAACAUUUUUAUAACAUAGAACUAAGCUGAGCUCAUGCCCUUGCAUAGGGACUGUAUGCAGUGGGUUCCUCCAGCUGCCUAGAGGGCGCCAACAUUUGAACGUAUUGCAAGCAUUAUAUUCCGCUUUUUUCUGCUUUAAAGAUGCCGAUGUAACGCACGCAUGUGCACUAGUUAUGUUUGAUAUAAGCUAAUGAUAGCAAUUUGGCAAAAUUGAGCUACUAAUGCUCAUUAACAUCAUCACCGUUUAUUGCUAUCAUUGAAUGUAUAGCCUGUCAACAACAACAUGACUGCAAAUUGUUGAUGGCUUUUCUGAGACUGUUUUUGUGUGUGUGUGUGUGUGUGUGUGUGUGUACACACCACAGACAUAUACGUGAAUACCAACAGCCAUGAAAUGUACGACAAUUUUUCAUUCAUAAUUGUGAACAUUUUUGCUCUUAUGUUCUUUUAAACUGCUGUUGGUGACAUAUGCUAGCCAAUGGUAGUGGCCAGCUUAUAUUUAAAAAAAAAAAAAAAGUAAUUUGAAGCAAGUUGCAUACAGUCCCUUUUAAGAUGAGUUUCAUCCUCACAGGUGUUUUUUAAGGGCUAUUCCCCUACAUUAGCUUAACACGAACACAGCUAGUGUUGACUCACCUUCACGGCAAGAGUCCCAUAAAAAAUUCUUUUUGCACAUCAGGUAAUAGAAAAGUGACAACCACUUUGUUUCUGUUACGUGUUGAAGAAAACAAAGAAGUCUUUGGCUUUAA